Messenger RNA from Zerene cesonia (dogface butterfly), 4015 nucleotides. Its product is annotated as segmentation protein cap'n'collar-like. The transcript is spliced from 22 exons. The record is from RefSeq and is a predicted model, not a curated record. Gene Ontology annotation, molecular function: RNA polymerase II cis-regulatory region sequence-specific DNA binding; DNA-binding transcription factor activity, RNA polymerase II-specific. Gene Ontology annotation, cellular component: nucleus. Lineage: Eukaryota; Metazoa; Arthropoda; Insecta; Lepidoptera; Pieridae. Gene Ontology annotation, biological process: regulation of transcription by RNA polymerase II. The coding region runs from base 744 to 3923 and encodes 1059 amino acids.
GAUCGUGUAUGCGCCGCAGUAGUUGGCGGGUCGUCGUUGCAGGCGUGCGGCCCGCGCGUUAUAAACAAAGAGUUUAUCGUCUGUGCGAGUUCGCGCGCAAAAAGCGUUCUUUCGAAAUUCAAAUUUAAUUGUUAUCCGCUAAUUGCGCGACCGCCGUGCGCAGUUCGAAAUUUAAUUUCUUGUGUUGUUAGUGAAAAUAAAUUCGUUACUCGUAAGUUAUUUAAAUUUUAAUGGGGCGCACUGACUUUCUUUAAACGUUCUGAUUAAUUAUGUAUUUAAAAGUCAAGUGUUAAUUUAAUUCAACGUACGAGCGCUCCGUUAAUUAGUUGUUCGAAAUUCGAAUGUUCUUUUUGUUUUCCAUUACUAUUGCCCUAUACUGUCGCAAUAAAGCCGAAGUGAGGUAAUCGUUUUCUUUGUUCAAGAUAGCCCUUCAAGGAUUGUUUUAUUCUAUUUCAAUAGAUACAACGGCCUAUAGUGGUCUAUUUGGCAAAAUCUCAAGUGAGUCAGUGACGAUGCAUCCGAGCAAAAUGUGUUUGAAUGUGAAGCGAUACGUGAGACUAUCGUGACAGUGCGUCAUCAUGUCGCCUGACAAACGGAAGAGAAGAACCGUCAUUGUCAGCAAAAGGACUUGCAUCUAGCGGCGCCGGUAGGGUGAAUGAUCUCAGUAUUUUAGUGCUCAAAACAAUUUCAAAAAAAGAAAGACUGAAUAACCGUUAAGCAACCGAAAAUCGGCAACCGUGACGAUGAUCGCCUUAAAGAAACUCUACGGGGACGAACUGCUCCGCCUAGCUUUAGUUCUGAGCCUGCUCAAGGCGAACCCGGAGGAGUACCUCGAGAUAGAGACGCAGCAAAUGAUCACCGGCCUGCACAUAUCCAACGGCUCCGACUGGUCCCUCGAGCAGGAGGCGCGGACGCUCAUCAGGCCGCGGUACGUGCACCCCAAGUCGCUGGACAACAUACUGGUGAACUAUGAGCGGCAGCUGUUCGAGGAGCUGAACUCCCUCGGCCGGUAUAAUUAUCGGCUGAACAAUGACCGGAUGUGGCAUAAUCGGGCGAUUCACACGUAUUUAGUGAACAACGUCGCGACCACAGUCCAGCCCGUGCCGCCGAGCGACGCGGAGCGCAAUGACACGCAGGACGCCGUGGCGGCGGACGACAAUGUGGCGCAGGAGGUGAAGAUCACGGAGGAGGAAUCAGCUGACGCCGACACCCAGCCGGACGCGGUUGUCACGCUGUCCGCCGAUUACUUCGAGAACAGAACGGAAACGGACAUAUUCGCCGAGAUUGGCACCAGGUCGUUCGACGUCAACGAGUUUCUGGUCAAUCACACGGAGGAGAUGCAGAUUAAAAGGGAGCCGCCCGAGGAGCUGCUCGACGUCAGGGUGAAAAAGGAGAGGGAUGAGGACCUGUACAGCGACAAUGCCAUCGACGAUUACGUGCCGUAUUUCACGGCGAAGGCGGAGAAGCUGGAGCUGGGUGAACCGAACUCGGUGUUCCAUCAGAACCUGGCCGAUCUGCAGGACUACGGCGAGCUGUUCGACGACGUCAAGGAGCUGAGGAAUGACCUGGAAUACCUGGACGUGAAGCAGCAGCAGGAGAACUUGGAGCAGUAUCUGCUGGAGAAUACGCCGCUAGACACGGAGGUGUAUGAAUUGGCGCCGAUCUUCGAGGAGGAGCUGGUGCUGGACGUGAAGAGGGAGCGAGCGAGCACUAGCUUCACGUCCGCCAGUUCUAGUGGUGUGAGCGAGAUGGAUGUAUCCGACGUGCCCGACGUGAAGAUGGAGCCUGAUGAGGGGCAUCACACCGGCGAUGAGCUCACGCAAGAGGACAUGGAUCUUAUAGAAGUCCUCUGGAAGCAAGAUGUCGACAUGGGUUUCUCCCUCGACGACCCACUGCAUAUCGAGGGCCCUCAAGCGACGAAGGUGGAACUGGCCAAGGAACUGGACAAGGAUCCGAAAGCGCUGGAGAAGACCGUGGUCGAUGAUAAUGAGAACAUUGAGAAGGUGAAGGCGUCUCUGCUUGAUGCGGACAAGGACGACCUAUGGGCUGGAUUGUCUUACACCGUUGAUACAGAGACAGGUGAAUGCGUGCUGCAGGGUGAUCUGCCUAGAGAGCUAGACGGCGCUGAGGAGUCUAGGUUCGAUCUGCUAGAGGAGGCGCUGCAGUUGGUGGAACUUAGGGACGAGGCGAAGGAUGCCCAGCCUGAGGCGGUAGGCGGCAGCGGUGGAGGGGCCGAGAUGCUGCAUCCGGCGAUGCGGCAUAUGCCGCACCAUCCGCUCGCGCACUAUCACAACCAGUCAUUCAUGCGCUCGAUGUCGGUGGAGCAGCGGUGGCAGGACCUGGCGUCGCUACUGACGAUACCGCCGCCGCCGGAGCAAUACCAGCACUACCACCAGCACGCGCACCAUGCGCACAAUAUCAGCCACGGUGCCGCCGGCUACGCCCCCAACUACGCCCCGCACGCCCCACUCGGCCCCGGGCCCACGGCCCCGCACGCUGAAAAACACAGCGAGUCUUACGGUGCUGCAGCACCUCUUGAGAGCUCGUACAAGGUUGAGUCGGCGCACCACCCACAGCAACAUGACGCCGUGUAUUACCAGAAUUCUACAUCGGAAAUGGCGCCGAACCAAGACGGCUUCCUGCAGUCGAUACUGAACGACGAGGACCUGCAGCUGAUGGACAUGGCGAUGAACGAAGGCAUGUACACCAUGCGCAUGCUAGAUGGCGCAUCGGCGCACGUGCCGCAGAACCACCCGCAUAUGCCGAUCACAACUGCCGAGCGGGACUCGGCAUCCGACAGUGCCGUAUCGUCUAUGGGCUCUGAGCGUGUGCCCUCCCUGUCGGACGGUGAAUGGUGCGACGGCAGCGAUUCGGCGCAGGAGUAUCAUAGAAGUAAGUUCCGGCCGUACGAGAGCGCGUACGCGCGGGACAGGGCGCACGCGCCGCAGAAGAAGCACCACAUGUUCGGGAAGCGCUGUUUCCAGGAGCAACCGCAGCUGGAGCCGCUCGUCUCCCGACCGCCGGCGGUCAAGUACGAGUGCGAACAGACGUACCACCACGACAGCAUGCACAUGCACAACGUGGACUUCACCCCCCGCCACCAGCUGGGCGGUCAGCACGUGCCGCUUCAGCCGGCGCUAGACUUGAACACUGCACACUCCAGCCACGCUAUCAUUCAGAGCAACGUGUCGCCGGCGCGGUUCCCGCACGCGGAGGCGCGCGUGCGCCACAACCACACGUACAGCGCGCCGCCGCCGCCCGACCAGCGGCAGCCGAUAAGAGAUAAAAGGGCGCGCCGCCUGACGGAGAGCAGCGGCUCGGAGAGCGGACACCUCAGCAGGGACGAGAAACGGGCGAAGGCGUUGGGUAUACCAUUAGAAGUUCACGAUAUAAUUAACUUGCCGAUGGACGAGUUUAACGAACGUCUGUCCAAGCACGACUUAAGUGAGGCCCAGCUGUCGCUCAUACGGGACAUACGGCGUAGAGGCAAGAACAAGGUGAGUUAUCAGCUCAUCAUCAGCCCAUAUAUGUUCCCACUGCUGGGACACAGGCCUCCUAUGAGGGUUCAGGCCAUAAUCCAGCACGCUGAGCACUUCGCGGCGCUCUACCGCCACGUGUUCCAGGUGAGCGCGCACACCCGCCCGCACACCCGCACGCACCCGCACACACACCCGCACACCCGCCCACACACCCACACACUCGCCCAGCGCCAGCGCCUCAAGGAGCACUUCGCGGCGCUCUACCGCCACGUGUUCCAGAACCUCCGCGACGGCGAGGGCCGGCCGCUGUCGUCGGCGCAGUACUCGCUGCAGCAGGCGGCCGACGGCAACGUCGUGCUCGUGCCCAAGAUGAGCCAGCACGCAGACCACACGAUGAACCGCACCUCCGAUGACGACAUGGACAGGAAGAAAAGCUACGAGUGACGUCACAGCGCACCCCGCACCCGCCCCGCGGCAACCGCAUACUCCGCCUGCUCCACGUUAUAUAUACAUAUGUAUGGAAAAUCGUGAAAAAA